AUGUCGCCCGGGGGAGGCAACCCCCGCCCUGUUCCGACGGAGCUGGUGCUCUACACCGACAUCUUCUACCUAGGGACCCUGGAGGAAUCCAUCGGGGACAUCCGGGGUGCCUGCAUUGUUGUGCGGGGCAACCUCAUCGAGUGGGUGGGGCCGGAGACCGACUGCCCCCCCGAGCUCCGGCUGGAGGCCACCAGGGUUGUGAGCCUGGCGGACCAGGUGGUCAUUCCCGGCCUGGUCAACACCCACCAUCACAUGUACCAGACAUUGACCCGCUGCGUCGCUCAGGACUCUGCCCUGUUUGGGUGGCUCACCAGCCUCUACCCAGCUUGGAGCACCAUGACGGGCGAGGAUGUGUACGUCUCUGCCAAGCUCGCCAUGGUGGAGCUGCUCCUGAGCGGCUGCACCACCAGCUCAGACCAUCUGUACAUCUACCCCAACGAUGUCAUGCUGGAUGACACCAUCCGGGCAGCUCGAGAGGUGGGCCUCCGGUUCCACCCCACCCGCGGCAUCAUGACACUGGGCAAGAGCCAAGGUACGACGGAGGUCGCGCUGGAGGACGCGCGGCGCCUGAUCCGGCAGUACCACGACCCAUCCUGCCAUGCGAUGCUGCGCCUGGGCGUGGCGCCGUGCUCGCCCUUCUCGGUCACCGAGGACUGCAUGGCGGCUGCCGCCAAGCUGGUGGCCGAGUUUCCCGGGGUCCGCCUGCACACCCACCUGGCCGAAAACCAGGAGGACAUCGACUACAGCCUCAAGGUCUAUGGCUGUCGCCCGGGGGAAUACAUCAAGAGGGUCGGCUGGAACAGGGAGGUGUCCUGGUAUGCGCACUGCGUCAUGCUCAGCGCCGAGGAGCGGGUCCAGUUCAGGGACGCGGGGAUGGCCGUGGCGCACUGCCCCUCUAGCAACCUCCGCCUCGCCUCUGGCAUCUGCCCCGUGCGCCGCCUGCUGGACGACGGGGUAACGGUGGCCCUUGGCGUGGACGGCACGGCCUCCAACGACACGGGAAACCUGCUGCAGGAGAUGCGCCUGGCCCUGCUGCUGCAGCGCGCCUCCGGCAACGUGGAAGGGCUGAGGGUGCGAGAGGCGCUGCAGAUCGCGACGCAGGGCGGCGCCAAGGCGCUAGGCUGGGAGGGGGAGGUGGGCGUCAUCGCGCCCGGAUACGCUGCCGACUUUGUGGGGUGGAAGACCAGCGACAGCGUCGCAUUUGCGGGCGGCCUGCACCAGCCACUGUCCUCGCUGCUGCUGUGCGCGCCGGGCAACGUGACGACCUCUGUCAUCAACGGGGAGGUCAUUGUUCGCGACGGCUGCCUGCUGACGGUGGAUGUGAAGGCCUUGGUGCGAGACCACAACGAGCGAUCUGCCAGGAUCUGCGCUGCUCUGGGCGGUCCAGAAGCGUGA
Auxenochlorella protothecoides is the source of this 1395-nucleotide messenger RNA. RefSeq names its product 5-methylthioadenosine/S-adenosylhomocysteine deaminase. The transcript is spliced from 10 exons. The coding region runs from base 1 to 1395 and encodes 464 amino acids. Gene Ontology annotation, molecular function: hydrolase activity, acting on carbon-nitrogen (but not peptide) bonds. NCBI's taxonomy places the organism in Eukaryota, Viridiplantae, Chlorophyta, Trebouxiophyceae, Chlorellales, Chlorellaceae. The record is from RefSeq and is a predicted model, not a curated record.